Molecule: messenger RNA, 6191 nt
Organism: Uranotaenia lowii
Lineage: Eukaryota; Metazoa; Arthropoda; Insecta; Diptera; Culicidae
Product: VWFA and cache domain-containing protein CG16868
Exons: 3
Coding region: 561-4955 (1464 amino acids)
Cellular component (GO): voltage-gated calcium channel complex
Molecular function (GO): voltage-gated calcium channel activity
Source: RefSeq, a predicted model, not a curated record
CACGAAACAGAGAGCAACAUUUUUGAUUUGGAGUAGGAACAAAUUGUUUCAGCAUUAGUUUUUUGAUAAAAAGUUCAAUUUAUAAAGUGCUAAUAGUGUUAAAAAUUGUGACAAAUUGGAGAUUGGUACUUUGAAUAUCCGGGAACGGUAAAGGUGGCACCCGAGAUGGCACCGAAAUCGGGCAAAAAGACCAUUUUUCCGAACAUCUCUGCCACCGAAAGUCGCCAUGAAAAUACGAGCACAUAUUCGGCAGCUACAAAAACAGCAGCAACAAAAAGAAGAUAGAUUCCAGCAGGCAGUCUGAUGGAAAGUAUCAUCGUCGGCCGUCGGAGAAGCAAACAAUAAUAACAAUAAGAGGAACGAAUCAUAAACAACAAAGAAUUUUGCCGACACGAGAGAGAAAAAAAAAUAACUUCGUGUUUACGGGAAGACGAGUAAAAGGAUAGCUGAAAACGGUUUUUCGGAAGAAUGAGCUUAGAAUUUGUGUCGAUGACAAUUAGUAAAGGCGAAAUUUGAAUCAAACCAUUCAUUAAGAAAUAUUAGAACCGUGAAGAUCGAAAAUGGCACCUAAUCAACGCAACCAGUAUUAUAGUUAUUGUUAUCUAGUGGUGAUGACGGCAGCAGCCCUUUUGGGCCAUCGGCGAGUGCACGCCUCUACAGGCUCUACGCCACCAAAUCAUAUCUUUGUACAUAACGUAGUUCCUUCGAUAAGUAAUCUAAGUGGUAGUACGAUAAGUUCCGAUAAUAGCAGCAAUAAAGUGCCUUCCUCGUCGUUAUCGACGGGCGGUGUUUCGGCGGCAUUUCCUUUUGCGCCAAUGGUACCGGUUAUUCAAACUCAGCUGCCAACCAGAGAUAGCUACAUCCAGGAGCUUAGCAAGUUGCUAGAGAUGAAAUUGAAACGGAUUCGAAAUCAGGAGCUGGAUGUUCCCUCGGUACAGGAACUCUACGAUACGAUGGAAUUUUCUUCCGUACUGCGAAAUGAUCUAGAUGAUCUGAAUAAAAUGGCUAAAAAGCUGCUGAAAAAAAUCGAACAAGCUGCAUUGGUGAUAGAGAAGCUGAAGACUUUUGUUUAUGACACCACAAUGCAAAGAAGUGCCAAAUAUAACACACUUAUUUAUCCAUGUCCGUACAGCGAUAUGAUGAACCCAUGGGAUGAGGAGCCCCAGUUUGACUUGCAAAACUUUAUACAGAGUACGAAGGCGACGAAUGCUUCGAACCCUCUUAAACAGCUUGGAAGCGAAAAUGGAUUUUUGGAGUUUUCCCCAUUUCCAACCAAUCCCGAUGAGAGACCGCCAAAGAUCCGAAUAAGUGAUCAAAGUGUGGAUGACAACAAUCAAAAGCUACAAAAGCGAUUCGUUGAGCUUAUUAGUUAUUUGCAGAGUAACUUUUACAAUCCGAAGCAGAUAUUUUAUUUGUCUGCAUUUGAUCAAGUAAGUGCAUUCAAAUGCAAUUCUUAUCCUAAGGAUGGAAGACUUAAGUCACUAUAUUUAUCAGCGGUAAGAAGGAAACAUUUCAUGAUUCUACUGGACAUCGGUAACUCUGUAAGUUUUGAUCAGUUUGAAGUUUCCAAAGCGAUCAUAAAAUUCAUGAUCUAUCUGCUUAAUGAAAAUGACAAGAUCGCAAUCAUUGCUGUCAGUCAAAAGCUUACAACAACUGAAAAUUUGGUGGAAUGCAGUAAAGGUCCAUUUGUGUCCGCUACUAUGGACAAUAAGGAUCGAUUGGUGGACUUUAUAGAUUCCCUGAAUAAAACGACUUCUGCAGCUAAUCGUGUUCCUGCUUUCCGGUAUGCAUUCAAGGUUAUUAGUGAAGCCUACCAGGGCGUAGAUACGGAACUUCCGAUCGUAUUUCUGUACCUUGGAAGGGCGCAACUUUUACCAAUCACUGCAGCAGCUAAGACAGUUAUUAGAGCAAUUUACGAAGGUCAAUCACGGUUGCCAUACCCCGUCAUGAUAAACAGUUGUCUGGUUUUGCUGGAUGAAAGAGAAAUUCCAUACGAAAAGGAAUUCAUAUCAGAUGUCACUACUCAGAACUACACCAAGUAUAAUUUGAGUAUCACAUUUAAACAACGUCCGGGAAAAAUGGUCAUGAUUUCCAAGCACAGUUUCGAUGCCCAACGAUUUGUUCUAGCUUUGAUUGAGCCGUUUUUAAAUGAGCAACCAUUCAUUGAGGAAGGCAUGCGUAUCCAUCUGCCCUACUUCGAGGCUGCUUCUCACGAUUCUUUAGUGACGUUAACAGCUCCGGUGGGAACGCAUGGAUUGAUGGGAAUAGAUCUGUACCUAAGCGAUCUUUCGGAAGAUACAUCCUAUUACAGACCAGACGACGAAAGUUAUACUUUUCUCAUCGACAUAAAAGGUAACACAAUAAUGCACCCGUCUUUUCCAAGACCAUUGGCCGUAAGAGAAAACUUUUACAUCACGAACAUUACUCGACUGGAGAAGAAAUUAACGGCUGCCGAUGUGAAUAGAAUGCUUUUAGAAGAAUAUGGGAAUCUUACUAUCAAAGGAGUAGGUUCAGAAGAAAGCACUAUUUAUCUUUGGAAACGAGCACGUUACUACAUAAUUUGUCUAGUACGCCAAAUCAAUUAUCAACGAAACCCAAAUAUUCUACUUAACGGCGCCAACUCUCGAUCCGGUCAAUCACAGCAGUUACAGUAUUAUCAUUCACGAUCGAACAUCGAUUACAAUUUUAUCAGCAGUGAUGGCAUCAGCACUCGAAAUCUCCUAACUGAUCUUAUUUACCACCGCAUCGAUAUCUAUCCAGCGCAGCUUCAACGGAAUCCUUCCAGCACGAUGGCCACGUAUGAUUCUUCUUCACAAGAAACUCUUCGACCCUGUCGCUUGAUGAAACAGUUGGCUCUCAACGACGAUUUUACUCUUUACCUUAGCUCGUCAUCCUUCCAAUCGCCCUAUGCCCACAUUCGAAAUAAUCGGGAUGGUGCAAGUGAUGAAGACAACAUACGAACUAUUCAAAACAUAAUGGCCUAUUUGAAGGACACCACAUCUCUAUUUGCCAAUCCUGGUUUGCUCCCCGAAGUGCGUGGAGAUGUAUUAGCCCUACUCAAAGUAUUAGCAAACUAUCGACACAAACAUGCCGAGAGUAAACUUAGUAAAUACAUCAUUCGACGAUAUGCUGCUACCGUCAAUGGAGUUCUCGAAAUGUUCCCUGGAGGACUCCUGGAUACGGAUAUCGAACCCACAAAGCGACCCUGGUUUGUUAAAGCCAUGGAAUACCCUGGCAAAAUAGUAGUCACAAAGCCCUACUUAGAUGCCGGAGGAGCCGGAUACAUAGUGACAGUUUCGUACACCAUUUUCGAAGGCCUGGCCGAUGCCCUGCACAACACCGACAACGACAGACCGAUUGUGGUCGUAGCUCUGGAUUUGACCCAGGGAUUCUUCUAUAAACUGCUGAAGGAGUCCUCGAACAUUUGCUCCGCGGACAGCAUGAAGUGUUUCCUGAUGGAUGAUCGCGGCUACCUGAUUGCUCAUCCGAAACUGAUCGAACCGGCCAUCGGUAACAAUCGUCGGAUUUUGGAACACAUUACACAUAAGGAAUCUCAGGUUGCCAACGAUAUCCUGAACCACAAACAGCUGGUGACGAAAAAGAUGUGUUACAACUAUGUCAACAGAACCGUUCAGCGAUUUUAUCAGUUCAAUAUGUCCCUGACGGAAGUUGUGACCAACUUGAUGUAUGGAGAGAAGACCAAGUACCAGAUUAUGCUCGUUCCGGGAACGAAUCUGUUCCUGGGUAUCGUGAACACCACGAAUGAUGGGGGUGCUUUUUGUCCGUGUAGUACGGUCGGAAAUUCGUGCCUCAACUGCAACCGUAUGGAGCAAACCGAAUGCGAAUGUCCUUGCGAGUGUCCCCUGGAUUAUCAGGAGGAAUCAAACAAUAUCGAUGAAACCUGUCGCCGGAGCAAUUUGAAUGCCGAAAACUCGACAACAAUGACGUCAAACGGACGCCGACCGAUGCCAUCUGCCGAUGUCACUCCGCUAUGCUCGCCGCUGCCGGAAGAACUGAUUUCCAUAAACGCGUUGAACUACGAAAGCGAAGAGGAGCUGAAAAGCUGCAGCAACAUAAACUGCGAAGACUAUUCGACGCAGGCCGAUUGUCUAGGACUCGUGGGCUGCGAAUGGUGCCAAGUGGACAUAGACGGAGAGAAUACGCUCACCACACCGUUUUGUACGUCUCAACUAACCUGCUUCAAUGGGGUUUUUGGAUCCGCCACGCCCUACGGCGACGUGAUCAGUAAUAACAUUAUGGAAUCCGUACUGCCUCCGGCUUAUAGUGCCAUUGGACCUGUAGCAGGUGCUAUAUUAGCCCUAUGUCUAGUGGUCGGCUUUGCCAUGUACUGUUAUCGACAGAAUAGUGAUCAAAGUGGAGCCUCGGAUCAACUCUACGACGACUUAGUGGUAGAUCACUGUAACGGUGUUCCGCUGUCGAGGUUCGAUAUUGAAGAACCUCCAGAUGACUGUGAUCUAGGUCGCACAAACCCCAAACAGAACUUGCUCAUGAAUGGGCAGAAUAAUGCCAACUAUGUUAUUUUCCCUAACGUCGCAUCACCUUAUCAAAUGUCUUCCAAUUAUCGUCGGCCAAAUCCAGGUUCCUCGGAUCAUGGUUACUCCACCAUGACUCAUCACGAAGAGUCAGAACAUCUUUGUCUAUCAAAUACGGAACCAGUGGCGCCUCAUCCUGGCGGCAAGCGGCUCUCUAUGUCCGAUUCGGUAUCGAUUAACACCUCAGUGUCCAGUCCGUACAGCAAUCACCAGAACUUCCUGAACCAACCCAAGGGCUCUCCCCAGCCACAGAACGGCCAACCGGAAGAUCAAACGAAGCUGGUCGAUCCAUCACAAACUAUUCUGGCCUCGCCUACAUCGGUGUCCAGGACUGGAGUUUUCGGGGCAGGACACCACAUCCUGGUGCCGGUAACAGUUCACCGCAAUAUGGAUGUUUCCUAACGAAUAAUCAUUAUUGUGCUAUUUAGAUUUCUGAUCUAAACAAUCAAUUAGAAGUAUGUGCUAGCCUAGAGUAUUACAUAGCUAUAUAUAACAAUAGAUGUUAGGUAAGUAAGUGGACUAACAACCGGUCCUAACCUUAACCCAGCUAAUGAAUGUACCUUGAGCACGGCGUUUUGAAAAAUGUGUUUUCCCAGCCCGUGCAUUUCACCCAGAGAUUUCCUAUUGAAAUAAUUUUAACAUGUGGACGUUUCAAUGGCCUAGGACAAUUGUAGGUUUUGAAAGCGUGUUGGCGAACAAUAUAUGGAAGUUAUGAUCUGUCACAUUUUUCUUAUUGCAGAAUUUAACACCAUCUAACAUUUCAACCAGUGAAACUGCAUACUUCGUAUAAAACUUAUUUCCGCAACAAUUUUAAUUGUAACCGUAGAUUUCCCUUCAAAAUUACGAAUUCAAGCAGAAAGCUUUGCGACUACGAUUUCCACACUUAACGUUGCGGAAAUAAAUUUGACGAACCCUAAUCCACAUUUGUAAGUAUUGCCCAGCCGAUUGCCUAGUGUCAACAGAAAUUAAUUAAAGAAAACUGCGAUGGAACACAUUUUUGAAUAAAAACAAAGAAAAUCACAGACUGAACAAACUUAGCCCUCUGCAAAACUUUGUAACGAAAACAUCGAAACUGUUUGAGCUUCAUUUUAUUUAUAUCGAGAAAAUGUAAUGUCAGUUUUUAGGCUUAAAUUUAAUGACAAAAAAAAAUCUUUUAAAGAAGUUCCAGGAUCUUUGCUCUGGAGCAAACAUGAACGAACUAAAAACUUAAUCCUAAAACGGCUGCCAAUUAUUUUUAAGCUUUAUAUAUACACCACAAACAUAUAAACUAAAAUCUAAAUCUUAAAAAAAUAACAAAUUUACAUGAUCGUUGAAAAAAUGGAAUGGUGCAGCUCAAUUAUUCGUCAGAUUGUGAGCAGAGUUGUAAAUUAUUUUAUGUAUUUUUGUACAAUCAUAUGUAAUACCUUAUACCUGUAGAUGUAAUUCGGCAAUCAACGGUAACUAUCGCUUCUGAUCACAACUACUUUAACUUCAUUCAACGAAUUAUAUGUAACUGUUUAUGAGCAAACGAUCAUUCGGAGUUAUUCAUACGGUAAAACGGAACGUAAAAGUGAUUGCAAUUAUAAUUUUAAUCAUUAAAUAUUGAUCAGAAAAAAAGAGAAAUUACAAAGUUAUGGAUUGAUGUGAAAAUAAAUCAAA